Messenger RNA from Capronia coronata CBS 617.96, 1215 nucleotides. RefSeq lists its product as uncharacterized. Gene Ontology annotation, cellular component: endoplasmic reticulum membrane. Gene Ontology annotation, biological process: positive regulation of GTPase activity; endoplasmic reticulum to Golgi vesicle-mediated transport. Lineage: Eukaryota; Fungi; Ascomycota; Eurotiomycetes; Chaetothyriales; Herpotrichiellaceae. The coding region runs from base 1 to 1215 and encodes 404 amino acids. Gene Ontology annotation, molecular function: GTPase activator activity. The record is from RefSeq and is a predicted model, not a curated record. The transcript has 3 exons.
AUGGAAUCUGAGUUUAACGAGAAGACGGAGCUUGGCUCCAAGGAGCACGCUGUGAACCAUGCAGAUGAUGAUCGGGAGAAGCGCAAAUCCAUUGAAGAAGCGUGCGUCCGGCGCGACUUUGAAACCCUGGUCAGGCUAGCAACCUCAACUGGCGGUCUUCUGACCGAUGAACUGCGCCGACAAGCUUGGCCUAUCUUAUUGGGCUACAGCCCGGAAGGCGAAGGAGCAGAUGGCAUAGAAGCUAGUCAAUCCUGGCGUGAGCUUCCCCGGCAUGUCGACGAGGACCAGGUCCAACUCGACGUUGCCCGUGCUUUUGUAUACUAUCCCAAAGACGAAUCCGAACAGUCCCUGGAGACGAAAAAGAAACAGCUCUCGGACCUGAUUGUAUCAACGUUGAGGAAGCAUCCCAUGCUCUCCUACUUUCAGAGUUAUCACGAUGUGGUACAAGUCCUGCUCCUUGUCCUUGGAGACGGACCCGCGGCGGCCGCGGUCUCACGAAUAUCUCUGCUUCGGCUUCGCGACUACAUGCUGCCCACCAUAGCGCCAGCCAGAAAGCACUUUGAGCUUGUCUCAGCUAUCGUGAAAUCUGCAGAUCCCGAGCUGGCUGAACACAUCUCGCAAGCUGAGAAUAGCUUCGCCUUGUCGGCCACCCACUCCUUAUUCGCCCAUGACAUCCAAGACUAUGGCGACAUUGCUCGGUUGUACGAUUUUCUGCUUGCACACGAGCCAGUCAUGACCAUCUAUCUAUUUGCUGCCAUUACGAUAUCACGACGCUCGGAACUGCUCGAGAUGCCUGCAGAUGAGUCGGACAUACUCACCUUCAUGAUAUCGAAGCUACCGAAGUCCCUAAAUAUUGACGCGUUGAUCUUGGAUACUCUUACCCUGUUCCGCCAGAACCCACCGGAACAACUCAAUGGCUUCAUUUGGUGGCGAGUGUCCCAGUACAGCGUCCUCAAGACAUCGCGCGAUAUCAGCCGCCCCCACAGCCUCGCGGAAGCCCAAAUGCUCUGCCACAAGCAGAUUGCCCAAUUACGCAGGGAUGAAUCAAUGAAGAAGACUGCAAGGUUGCUCCUGCAGCACCGAAGACCCAUCUUUUCCUUGACUGCCGCCCUUCUGGUCGCCGCAAUGUCGGUCUGGUUCCGGAAGAGUGGGCAGGACAAAUUCCUCUGGACUCUAAUCUCUUCAACCUCGCAUCUGUUUUCGAAAGCACGGUAG